GAGAAUCCAAUCCGGUUUGAGCUAGUUCUUCUUCCAAUGGAACAUUAACGUCUCGCUGCGCUGUAUUAGACUGUCCUGGUACAGCCUUAUUCACAAUAUAGCCUGCCCCUGUCAUUUCUUCUGUAUUGAGUAACAUUUAGCUUUUUUUCUUUUUUCAAAACACCCCACGCAAACCAACCAUGCCUAAAAGGAGCAAAGCAGGAGGAGAAUCAGCGCCCAAGAGGAGAUCUCUCAGGUUGAAAGAAAGACCUGCACCUGCAAAGGCAGAGGCCAAACCUAAGCCAAAGAAGGGACCUGCUAAGCCUAAGAAAGCCAAGGAGGUGGAGAAAUCCAAGCCUGAGGAGAAAGCACCAGAGGCCCCUGCGGAGAAUGGAGAAGCCAAAGCUGAGGAAGAGGCACCAGCUACAGACACAGCCGAACAAAAAGAUGAGGCAGCAGAAUAGCAUCUCUCAUACCACAUCUUUUACCAGUGCUCCCUGUACCUCUUUUCUUGUACAAUUCAGGGGAAUAUUUUUAUCAACUAUUUUCUAAAUACAAGUUUUUUAGUAGUUUGAUUGUAGAGAACACUUUUUUUUAAUGAAAGAAAAAAUCAAUUUGGAGACGGGAAUUUCGUCACAUCCCACAAUUGUGCAUCGCCAUAAAGAAUUGCGGUCAUUGUUGUUACUGUCAGUGGAUUUAAUUUCAGUUUUAAAUGUGAAGGAAGGGAGGGUGCAGGACAGGUUACUGUGUCAAGUUUGUCAACACGCAAGCACAAUGUUCACAAGAACUGGGGCAACAACCGGAAGAGCUCGGCUGCGUGGAUUACAUUCCAUAUGCUUUAUAAGGGACUGCGUAUGUAAUCUGUGCUGGGGUGGGGAUGGACAAAAUCACAGGGCAACUUAUUGUUUUAUUGUUUCUAAUGAAGAACAGUGUUUUAGAAUGUGUGUAAGCUUUGUACUCAUGCAGUUUUCUUAAUCAAUCUGAUCAAUAAAGCUAAAAUCCCUAGUACUGGAGCUCUCCUUUUCAGAACUGUGCAUUGCGUGUGUUGGUUGUGUCUCUGUUCUGUGAUAGCAUCGCAAUAAAUUUGUAUAGCUGCUGUGAAAAAGGUUUUCAAUUUUCUAUAUGCAGUGUGUAAUGGUACAUUGUUAGGAUGGUAAAAAUGGAAUUUGUUUUCUUAGCCAAGUUAAUGAGGUGUGUAACCAUAAAAAGCAAACUGUUGAGACUGGCUUCCCAGUCCAACAGACAAACUGUACAUUUAUUUGAGAUGUCAAAUGCAUACCAGCAGUAGCAAUAUUCAUGUGGGUUUAAGAUAGUGUGCCGUUUCUUUUUAUUUGUUUAUAGAUGUACCUGUGUAAUGAUUUUACUGCCAAUAAAACUUGGUUGGUAGUUUUUA
Molecule: messenger RNA, 1372 nt
Organism: Cottoperca gobio
Lineage: Eukaryota; Metazoa; Chordata; Actinopteri; Perciformes; Bovichtidae
Product: non-histone chromosomal protein HMG-14-like
Exons: 6
Coding region: 180-443 (87 amino acids)
Cellular component (GO): nucleus; chromatin
Molecular function (GO): nucleosomal DNA binding
Source: RefSeq, a predicted model, not a curated record